This is a messenger RNA of Colias croceus (clouded yellow), 2011 nucleotides long. RefSeq lists its product as uncharacterized. The transcript is spliced from 6 exons. The record is from RefSeq and is a predicted model, not a curated record. Bases 1132 to 1950 code for a protein of 272 amino acids. Lineage: Eukaryota; Metazoa; Arthropoda; Insecta; Lepidoptera; Pieridae. Gene Ontology annotation, cellular component: nucleus.
UUCAACUUCCAAUGCAAUAUCGUCUUUAUCUAUAAUAUAGUACAUUGAGAAUAUAGUAUAUAAAAUCAUACUUACUGACACACAUAAUAUAAGAAUUAUAAGGAAAUUAUAAGGAAUUAUAAGAAUUAUAAGGAAAUUAAUAUUAAUAAGUACUUCCACAAACCGAUGUUUAACAUCUUAUGUCACACUACCUAAAGGAUCACGGUCAAUACAUCGCAUGGUACUCGUAUGGCGCGGGUCAUAAGCCACGCUCACAAUUUGAGAAAUGUUAUUGCUAUUUAUACAUAUGUCCAUAUUCACAUCCCGCGGUUUCACAUGUGUGUUCCUGAGCCGAUUCUUUUCACGUUAUUUCAGUUUGAAAUCAGUUUAUGUUCUUCUUGAUGUUCAUUCCUCCGUUGUGGGGGCAUAACAGAACAAUCAAAAUUAUGUCCUAUUACUCCAGAUAUUCCGGCUCUAGCUUUCUUUCUGUUACACAACGUAGGGGAUUCAGCUCCACCUUUCACAUUAUAUAGCUAAUCAUCCAGUCCAGCAGCCUUAUUAGCUAAAAAUAAGCAGAUAACAACCGCCGCGCAACAGCAACGCGACAGGUUUGCGACUGGUCGCGAAACGUCAAAAAAUUUCGUAUUACGUAAGCUGUUGCGCCGCUGUCGCACAACAUCUGCUUGCUGCGACCGAUGCACUUGAUUUUGUAUGGAAAGCAGCGCCACUCACAAUCAGGUGGCAACUGGUGGUACUACGUAUGUUUGUAAACAUUAAAACAAUACUCGCUCUCAUAACUGCGUCACAUCUGCGUUAGCAAAAAACUAAUAAGAAACUUGUGAAGUGGAUGGAUCCCAGCAUGACCACUCCAGGGAUUUUUUUUGCGAUAACCCUUGUAAGUGGGUCUUGUCACAUAAACAACGUAAUAUAUUAUUACUGGGAUAUGGGAAAGGUAUUCAGUAAUCAGUUCGUGAAUGUGAUUGAUUUGUCGUGGUUUGUGCUCAGCGGUGAAUAUUAGUGUUACAAUUUUUGUAAUUUUACACAAGUAGGUAAGUCUAACUCUUUGUUUAUGAAGGCGCUAGUUACAAUAUACCUAUGCAUUAAACAUACGUGUUUACUCACAAAAUAUUGUGUAUUUUUCAGUUGAAAAAAAUGGAACACCGAGUUUCCAAGACUCAAUUAGAGGACCUCCUUAAUUAUUUAAUGGAGCAUCAGGCUCUGGCCAAAGGCAUUGGUUUGGGUCCACGAUCGAAAGAAACAGUCGAUCGCCAGUGGGAAGAACUAGCUUCCAAAUUAAACGCCCAUGGCAGUGGUGCCUCAAAAUCUGGAUAUCGCUGGAAACGUUAUUGGGCUGACCUGAAGCAUAAGGUAAAGGCAAGGGCAUCAGCCCAAAGACGGGCAGCUUCUGGUACUGGUGGUGGGCCGGCUUGUAAAGACGACUUAUCAGAAAUUGAUAAAAAGGUGUUGGCCAUUAUUGGAGAGGGUGCUGCAUAUGGUGAUACCCAGCAUAGAGUGCCAGCAUUUCCUAUACCAACACCAAGUACCUCCUCGGCCAUCUAUGAGGAUAUCGCUACUGAAUGUGUAGAGAUAACCAUAGAGUCUUCUCCACCACCACCAGCCAGUGAACGGCUAAUAGAUAUUGGGCAGACCACAACGCCAAUAUCACCAUCAACGAGAGGAAAUACUGUUUCAGAUAGAGUGCAGGCACCAGCUUCUGCUGACCCUAACAGGACGCGGGAUCCUAGAUCAAAUGCUGAUAGUCCAGUGUCACGGCGACUACCCAGGAGCUCAUCUAUAUCUGAUCUCAGGACUCGUCAAAGAGUUGACCCGUCUUGGAUCGUUGAUAUGGAAAAUAGACGGAUCGACGCGGAGCAGAAGCUGGUAGAUGCAAUAAUGAUAAUUGCAGAGGCUAGGAGGGACGAGUUGGAUAUAUUGCGCAGACAGCUAGCCCUUACAGAGACUCUGGCUUAGGCGCUGCGCGAACUGACCAAUGUGUUAAAAAAUUGUUUAGGGAAUAAAUAACAUUGUUUCA